This is a messenger RNA of Guillardia theta CCMP2712, 933 nucleotides long. RefSeq lists its product as hypothetical. The coding region runs from base 1 to 933 and encodes 310 amino acids. Gene Ontology annotation, molecular function: transmembrane transporter activity. The record is from RefSeq and is a predicted model, not a curated record. Lineage: Eukaryota; Cryptophyceae; Pyrenomonadales; Geminigeraceae. The transcript has 6 exons. Gene Ontology annotation, biological process: transport.
AUGCAAGAGCAGCAGCUCAAACAACCACUUGUUGAAGUGCAAUUACCUUCCAAGGGACAUGCUCAACACUGCAAAAUGUGUGCAACAAUCUCUGGUGCUACAGCAGGAGCCGUUGGAGUGCUGGUGGGUCAGCCGUUCGAUACUCUUAAAGUCAGGCUGCAAGUUUCAGGAGCUAAGAGCGUGGCGAGCACAGAGACGAGGAGCUUCGUAAAGACAUUGGCAAUGUACUACAGGGGCUCAGGCCCCCCAGUCAUCUCCUCUGGCUUGGUGUCCUCGUUGAACUUCACAGGAUUCGAGGCGAUCAAACGCUUGUUUCAUCGUGAGGACAUGCAUAGAGCACCUCUCUUUGUCCAUUGGGUUUCGGGCUUUGGAGGUGCGAUCCCGGUUACUGUCAUCACGUGUCCAUCGCAGAACAUCAAAAUCCUUCAGCAAGCAGGCGAAGAAAGGUUGGGGAUGAUUGAAUGCUUGCGCAAGAUCUUCAAGACAUCCGGCUUGCGAGGGCUCUAUAGGGGAUACUGCAUCCACUCUAUUCUAGAAACUUUUGGUCGGGGUUGGUACAUGGUGACUUAUGAAACUGUGAAGCGCAGGCUUGAUGAUACCCCUGAGGUCCUUGGAGGUCAAAUUUCCCUCCACAGACGAAUGUUGGCGGGAGCAUGUGCAGGCAUGGCUGGUUGGAGCUCAAUCUAUCCGUUGGACGUCAUUCGGUCGAGGAUUAUGGCGCAGCCGCUGACUGAAAAAGAAAAGCUAGCAAAUCCGAAGAUGCUCUUCUCAAACAGUCUCGAUUGCAUCAUGAAAACUUAUAGCGAAGGAGGAAUCCCUAUCUUCUUCAGAGGGAUCGGAUUCUCACUCGUUCGGGCGGCACCGGUGGCAGCCUGCGUACUUCCAACCUACGAUCUUGCCUACAGCUGGCUGCAGUCUACCUUUGGAUCAUGA